GCCGCUGUGGGGCGUUCAGGUACUCCCCUCUCGCCUACAGAAACAAAAUGGAGCUGAAACUACCUGGCUGAGGGAAAAGUACAGUUGGAAAUAUUUUUACUUGCGUAUUUGAGAGGAUAAUAACAAACUCAGUCGACUGAGAACUCCAGGGAAGAGGAUUAAAUAUGUUUUGGACGUUAAUAAUCGCCGCCUUGAUGGCGACAGAGUCCACCACAGCCAUCUCGGUGCAGUGUCCCACCAAGAGGUACAUCGUCAUCCUCUUCCAGCCCGUCACACUCACCUGCAACUACCAGACCACGUCCACCGGCCAGCUUCCUGUUAUCACGUGGAGGUACAAGUCGUACUGCCGGGACCCCAUCCAGGCCGCCUUGAAUCCCAGCAGUGCAGAGAACAUCCUGUCGGCCAACAACCCCAACUACGACCCCAACAUCGAGUGUGCCGACAGCCAGCGGACGGUUCGGAUCGUUGCCUCCAAGCAAAACUCGGUCACCCUGGGAGCAGAUUACCAAGGCCGCAAGAUCAGCAUCAUAAACAAUGCAGACCUGAACAUCGCUCAGACGGCGUGGGGCGACAGCGGCGUCUACGUCUGCUCCGUCAUCUCCUCCCAGGACCUGUCAGGAAACAGUGAAGAUUACACCGAGCUCAUCGUACUGGAGAGAAAGUCAAAUACUUCCGACCUCCUGCCUGAGAUUGACUUACUGGUUAUGGAAGACUGGCUGCUGGUGGUGUUGGUGGUGUUGGGCUUCCUGUUGCUGCUGCUCCUGAUCGGGAUCUGCUGGUGCCAGUGCUGUCCACACACCUGUUGUUGCUACAUCAGCUGCCCCUGCUGCCCCGACCGCUGCUGCUGCCCACGAGCACUGUACGAGGCCGGGAAAGCAGUGAAGAAAGGUGGAGUACCCAUGAGUCAGUACGCCCCCACCCUCUACGCCCCCAGUAUGUACGCCCAGCCUGCCUACGGGGGCCAGUCUGCCUACGGGGGCCAGCCCGGUCUCCCUCUGCUCCCCCUGCCCAACGGGGCCGGACCCCUGCCCCCCCACAACGGAUACAGCCGGGACUAUGACGGAGCCAGCUCGGUUGGGCAGGGCUCCCAGGUGCCUCUGCUGCAAGACGCUGGAGUGGACCACACUCGUAGUGGUUACCGUAUCCAGGUGGACCCUGACGGGAACGCCACCCGAGCCAUCUACUACAUGGAGAGGGAGCUGGCCAACAUGGACCCCUCCAGACCUGGAAACUACAACCGCUUGGACAACAUGACUGAGGUCAGUUCGCUGCACGACAGCGCCGAUGCUCGGGGCCGCGGCGGUCGCUCCCAGGCGCCCACCCUGGCCACGGUGUACGACCGGGACGAAGCCAUGAGCACCAUCAGCAGCGUCUCCCAGCAGGGCCAGCGGCGGGACGACUACUCGCGCCACGGAGGAGGCCGCAUGGGGGACCGGGUACGCGCCCGCUCCAUGGACAACCUGGACGACAUCGGACGGCGCCGAGACGACUACCCGCCACACCGACGCCCCGACGAGCCCCGAGGCAGGAGAGGCUCUGAUGACGGCUGGAGCAGCAGCGCUCGCAGCGGCAACAGUCGGGACUUUGACGACCGCCGGCGCCGCGACUACUCCCCCGAUGAUCGUUCCCGAGGAGGCCGGGGGGGCGGAGGGGGGUACGGCGCCCUGCCGGGGCGACGCAGCCGCAGCCGUGACGACCUGAUGGACCUGGAGAGGGACCGCCGGGGGGGCGGGGACCCCAGGGGCCCCAGGCGGGACGACUACGACGACAGCUUCCUGCGAGAGGCCAUGGAGAGGAAGAAGAUGGGCGAGCAGCAGCGGGCGCGCAGCCGGGAGCGGCUGGACAGCGAGAGCGACCGAUCGGACCGGGGCCGGGCGCCACGCGGACCCCCGCCGCUACCACAGAUGCCCGCCGCCGGACGCCUUAACGACUACCCGCCUCCGCCGCCUCCACCCUACAGUGACGACGAAAGUAUGUCAUCUGCAAAGAAAAGCAACCUCCGCAAGAACGGAGCAGUGAGUCGGGAGAGCCUGGUGGUGUGAAGCAUCCUGCAGCUUGUAAAUAUUAAUCACACUGCUGAUUUUUAUAUCGCCUCAUUUACCGUAAACACAAAUCGAUGCUGAACGUGUAUGUAAAACGUUUCCGAACAAGGAAAAAGGUUCACAGAUGAAAUGUGUCGUGUGCCUUUUUUAAUGUAUAAAACAUUGUGGCUGCCACAAGUGCCUUGGAGUGUACAGAAUUUAACUUGUAGAUGUGAAAGUCAAGAUGAUAAACAAAUUCUCUGUAAAGGUGAUUUACAUCCUGAUGAGUAAACAUAUUUCAACUUUUAAUGUUUUUAACUUUUAUGCAGUUUUUUUUUAGCUGAUUUCAGGUGUAGAGUUGUCGGGUUCUAUAGAGUUUUCUGGCUUUUUUUUGACUUGUGAGAAAUUGUUUUUUAUAAGAAAAAUGAUGUAAAUUUAAAGGGAUUUAUUUUAUCUCUGCUUUUUGCUUUGAGUUGUGUUUGAGUGUAUUUAGACACCUGGAGAACAAAACAGGUAGAAUUUGUGUUUCACUGCUUUCUUUUCAUUUUAUUUUUCAUUUUAUUAUUUUUUUACACAAGAUUUUUAGUUUUAAGCUGCAGUGUGUUGUACAGCCAACCAGUAAUAAAGUCAUUAAAAUGUU
Molecule: messenger RNA, 2661 nt
Organism: Centropristis striata (black sea bass)
Lineage: Eukaryota; Metazoa; Chordata; Actinopteri; Perciformes; Serranidae
Gene: lsr
Product: lipolysis stimulated lipoprotein receptor
Exons: 11
Coding region: 165-2042 (625 amino acids)
Biological process (GO): establishment of blood-brain barrier; tricellular tight junction assembly
Cellular component (GO): tricellular tight junction; plasma membrane
Source: RefSeq, a predicted model, not a curated record